ACGUCGGUUUGCAUCUUUUCGAGCGGGACUCUGAAGACAACAGAAACUAAAAGCACUUAAUCUAACUUUAUCACAUCUAUGUGUUGCGUCCAGCAGAAAUGGCUCAACAGAUUGAACCCGAUUUUCCAUCUAGCCUUGCGUGUCUCAAAAACGUAGACGCCCUGCUGCGGUGUCCUAUUUGCUUUGAAUUCCUCAACAUUUCAAUGAUGACCAAGUGUUCACACAACUUUUGCUCGUUGUGCAUCAGAAGAUUUCUUUCUUAUAAGCUGCAUUGUCCAGUUUGUAAUACACAAAUGACUGAGCAAGACUUGCGAAACAACCGCAUCCUGGACGACUUGGUCGUACACUUUCAAGCUGCAAGGGACCAGUUGUUAAAAGCAAAUUUUGACUCUCCUCCAAUAUCGCCAAAAACGGUAGCCUCAGCUGUCAAAUCCAGGGCUGCCAGCGAGAAGUGCCAGAAGUCCAGUGGCUCCAUUUUAAGUCACUUUUUCCAAAAGAAGCUUCAAUCACCUCCCCGAGAGGAAGCCGGUCAACAUGUUCCAUUGGAGGAAAUGCAGACGGCACAAACCCACGGGGCAGAUGUCGAUGAUCUACAUUCAGGAGAGGCUGAUUCUUCUGUGGUUGUUAAAGAAGAACCCGUAGAUCCGGAGGACCAACCUACCCAAAGUUUUGUGUCUGUGAAAGAAGAAGACACAGCUACUCAGAGCGCUGGAUUUGAGAUGGCACAUUCCUCAGCACCUUCAAGCGAUGUAAACCUCCCAAUUAAAGUGGAGUGCCCUGUGUGUUCUGUAAGUGUGGCCCAGCAGUUUAUCAACAAGCAUCUGGACAUGUGUCUUGCCAGUGGAGAGAAGAAGGAAAGCUUGAGGAGUAGCCCUGGCAACACAAGGCGUCCAAUGGCAAAGUUGGUUUACAACCUACUUUCCAUGCAGGAGCUGAGGAGGAGGCUGAAACAGUGCCAUUUGUCAGUGCAGGGCUCUCGGGACCAGCUGGUCAGACGACACCAGGACUUCAUCCACUUACACAACGCGCAGUGCGACUCCCUCAACCCCAAAUCAGUUGAGGAGAUUGCAAAACAGGUGGAAUCCAAUGAGAAGAAGAGAAAUCAGCUCCAAAGGAAAAGCAAACCUGUCAUGCUUUUCACAAAGAAUCAGUCUGAGAAGGAGAUUGAAGAGGUGCAUUCAAGUUAUAGAAAGCAGCACAGCAGUGACUUCUCCCGGCUGAUUGCGCAGGUUCGAGGUCGCCUGGAGACCAAGAAACAGGCGUGUGUGAAACAAGAAGUCGCUGUGGAGAGAGAAGUUCAAGAACCGCACACUUCAGAUCAAGUUCCUGAAUCAAAAAGCUUCUUUGUUGUGAAAGUAGAAGACGAUGAAGCUGGUGAGGAUCAAUCUGCAAGCGUGAUUGAGUUGCCAUCCAGCCCCUCCUUUAGCGAUGUGUCCAUUAGCAGAACCACAGAGAGUAUCUCGGUCCAAAAGCGACCGUGCAGCUCCAGCGGCAGUGAUGAAGCUUCAUUGGGAAAGCGACGACGUAAGACAUGAGGAGAGAAGGAGUUCGCUCACAUAGGAACCUGGAAACCUUUGGCCGUCUAGGGACAAACAUGCACAGAUGUCAAACAUUUCUUUGUGAUUUUCAUACAUUUUUAUGUUUCUUUUGUUUUUCUUUUAAUAAAUUUCUCACGUUUUAACACUAUAUUGUUGACUUGUGAUGUGUAAUGAACUGUCCUGAGUGACAAUCAAGUCCAGUUGGAGAAGGACGUUGAAAAUGAUGUUUCAUUACACCGUAGGACAUAGUACAUUUAGUUUUUGUCUUUAAACUUUAGAUGCAGUUUGUUUGAUUCUGGAUAUCUACAAAAUUGAGUUUCAACUUGCAGCUUUGUCAGUGUUUUCAUUCAGAGAA
Messenger RNA from Cololabis saira (Pacific saury), 1893 nucleotides. It is a transcript of the gene rad18, whose product is annotated as RAD18 E3 ubiquitin protein ligase. The transcript has 12 exons. Gene Ontology annotation, cellular component: nucleus; Rad6-Rad18 complex. Gene Ontology annotation, biological process: DNA damage tolerance; protein monoubiquitination. The coding region runs from base 99 to 1535 and encodes 478 amino acids. Gene Ontology annotation, molecular function: ubiquitin protein ligase activity; single-stranded DNA binding. The record is from RefSeq and is a predicted model, not a curated record. NCBI's taxonomy places the organism in Eukaryota, Metazoa, Chordata, Actinopteri, Beloniformes, Belonidae.